AUGGCGACUUCUCAUCUUCGUGGACUGAGGGAAAGCGUGUGGCUGGAGCAGGCCAAAUACGAGCAAGCAGAGGGAAGAUAUCAUGAGGCGCUGGCCCGCAGCAGAGCUGGGCUCUCUCAGGGGGCGGUGUUGAGGACAGGAUCCUCUGGAGUGAGUGAUUCCAUAGAGGCCACAAUGACUAUGAUCCAGCAGUCCUUGUCAGCCAACCCUCAGGUAACUGGUCGUCGAGUUGACCUUGAGAACAGAGUAGCAGCUGUAGAACAAGAGAAUGUGCAGCUGAAGGAAGAGCUUGUGGAAAUGAAAGGGAGAAUUGCGGCUCUUGAAGCUCGAUUUGGGGCACCUCCUCCGCCUCCUGAAAACCAGAAGAAAACUGAUGAGGAAGACUUUGACCUUUUCGGUGAUGAGGAGGAGGAAGAGGAAAAUGAAAAGGAUGUGCCAAAGCCAAAGCCAGCUAAGACCAAAAAGGGUCCAGUUGUGGCCAAGUCAACACUUGUUCUUGAUGUUAAGCCGUGGGACACUGAAACUGACAUGAAGGAAGUGGAGCGGCUAGUCAGGGACAUCACUGUAGAUGGUCUGCUGUGGGGAGCUUCGAAACUGGUGGAUGUGGCUUUCGGUAUCAAAAAGUUGCAGAUAUCAUGUGUUGUUGAAGAUGAAAAAGUGGGUGUGGAUUUCUUAGAGGAGAGCAUUACGGCAUUUGCGGACCACGUUCAAAGUGUGGAUGUUGCAGCCUUCAAUAAGAUCUGAACUGUCCUUUGCAUACAUAAAAGUCUCAGCACCAACCAACAUGUGUUUAUGCAAUUUAAGCGCAUGCGUAGAUACGAGAGACUGUACUAUUGCCUAUGGUUGCAUUUCCUGUUAUGAUAAAG
Geodia barretti is the source of this 866-nucleotide messenger RNA. Lineage: Eukaryota; Metazoa; Porifera; Demospongiae; Tetractinellida; Geodiidae. The record is from the annotation of a GenBank genome assembly.